Lindgomyces ingoldianus is the source of this 1542-nucleotide messenger RNA. RefSeq lists its product as uncharacterized. The coding region runs from base 138 to 1478 and encodes 446 amino acids. NCBI's taxonomy places the organism in Eukaryota, Fungi, Ascomycota, Dothideomycetes, Pleosporales, Lindgomycetaceae. The transcript is spliced from 4 exons. The record is from RefSeq and is a predicted model, not a curated record.
UGGCGCAUUUUAGGGGCCAUAGUGGACCAGCAAUUCAGCCUGUGACCUGCGCCUCUGGAAAGUUAAAACUUUAUCUCCCCCUCGUCCUCCUUUCUUUCGAAAUUUUGGUUUCUGGAAGUUUGGGUCACUAAAGAAACAUGAGGACGCUGAUCAGCCUGUUGCUGCUUCUUCUGGCCUGGUCUGCGAACACUGCUGCUCAAGGAUCUUUACUCUCGGCGAUCGACCAGCUCCCCCCAUGCGCGUUAGAAUGUCUUUCAACUGCAAUCACAGCAUCACCAUGCGGACUCACAAACCAGACGUGCAUUUGCACCAACCAGCAGUUGCAGAGCAGUGUAGAAACUUGCGUCCUUAAGUCUUGCACUGUCAAGCAAGGAUUGACCACGAAGAACAUAACCAUGACAACAUGUGGCGCCCCAAUCCGCAAUAAAACCGGAAUAUACCGUACUAUUUCCAUCACUCUCGGCGUCAUAUCUGCAGUUUGCGUUCUGCUGCGAUUAUUCUACAAGCUUGUACUCACCAUGGGCGAACUAGGACUGGACGAUUGCUUUAUCGGCAUAACCCUGAUUGACGGAGUUCCCAGCACCAUCAUAAAUGUCCGUGGCAUGGCAGCCAAUGGAUUAGGCAAAGAUAUCUGGACCUUAUCAUUUCCCACAAUCACCAAUUUCGUCCGAUGGUUCUACAUCCUGGAGGUCUUGUACUUCAGUCAGGUUUCGCUUCUAAAGCUGUCGCUGCUUUUUUUCUACCUCCGCAUCUUCCCCGGCAAGCCCGUCAGGCGGCUCAUCUGGGCAACCAUUAUCUUUAACACACUUUAUGGUGUUGCAUUUGUCCUUACCGCCAUCUUCCAGUGUCGGCCCAUUAGUUUUUAUUGGAACUCAUGGGAUGCCGAACAUUCGGGCCACUGUAUCAACAUCAACGCGCUAGGGUGGGCGAAUGCCACGAUUAGUAUUGUGCUCGACAUCUGGAUGCUAGCCAUUCCCAUGUCCCAGCUUAUCCACCUUAAAUUGGCUUGGAAGAAGAAGGUUGGGGUAGCAAUGAUGUUCUGCGUCGGGACAUUCGUGACAAUCGUUAGCAUCCUCCGUCUUCAGUCCCUCGUUCACUUUGCCAACUCCUCAAAUCCUACCUGGGAUCAAUGGGAUAUAAACAACUGGAGUACCGUCGAAAUCAACGUCGGAGUAAUAUGCGCCUGCAUGCCAGCGAUCCGCGUCAUUCUUGUCCGACUGUUUCCCAAAGCUCUUGGCUCAACAAGGAACGCUACGAACCAAUACUACGCCAAAUAUGGAAGUCACAGUCGAGCAGUUGGUCACGGUACCUCAACCGCAAGCCAACCCGGCGUGAUAACAUAUACGAAGACGUUUGAGGUCCAGCAUGGCGAUCAUGAUGAGACCAGGCUCGUACAGAUGGAUGAUCUAAGCCCAACUCCGAAAGAGCCGCGUAGUAACUCUAGCGAAGUUAGUUUAUAUGAACGCUCACAAAUUUGAAGAACUUUGCAUGAAAAGAAACGAUUCUUGGAAGGGAUAUAAGGUGAGACUGACGCGCUUUUCG